GCAGAUUCCCACCUACAUUACUAAAGAAGUUGAGUAAGGAAUGCCUUGUGCUACAAAGAAACAAGUAUGGCUUAUCACCGGAAAAGUUUCAAGCAAAUGAUGAUCUGUCUAGCUUUUUCAUUAUGUUGACUACCAGCACAGAUACACGCAACAAGGUCUUUGUUUCUACUCUUCAAGCAGAAAACUAUCCAAUAACUGCUUUACAGUGGCAUCCAGAGAAAAGUGCUUUUGAAUGGGGAUCAUCAGCAAUUCCACAUUCUGAGGAUGCAGUUCAAGUGACUCAACUUGUUGCCAACUAUUUUGUCAGUGAAGCAAGAAAGUCUUCUAAUAAACCGGAUGCUCAAAAAGUACUUGACAACCUCAUCUACAAUUACAGUCCCACUUAUAGUGGAAAUGCUGGGAAGGGUUACGAUGAGGUUUACAUUUUCAACGGUCCUGCAUUGAGCUCUCUUUAGGUGCAGAGGAAAUGCAAAUGACCUAGUAACAAUAUUAGAAUAAUCCCGAGUGUAACAUUUGGUAAACGAAGGGACUUCUCGAGUUGCAUCUGAGACUAUUGAUGCUUCGAACAAUCUCCAGUUUCAUUCCAAAUAACUAGCACUUGAUUGAUAAUAGCUCCGCUCUAGUAUCA
Molecule: messenger RNA, 628 nt
Organism: Nicotiana tabacum (common tobacco)
Lineage: Eukaryota; Viridiplantae; Streptophyta; Magnoliopsida; Solanales; Solanaceae
Source: RefSeq, a predicted model, not a curated record